UUCAAUAGUCGAAUGUAUAACUGUGCUUCAGUGUUUUAUGUGUGCUGUUCUUUUCAUUUUGAAGCACGAUACGUUCUAUUUAUUUUUGUCAAUAAAACAAGUAGAUCUAUGGAUCAACGCGUUAUUCAUUUCACAGCUAGGAAGUUUAAUUAGGCAAAUAAGAAUAUCCAGUGGAGGCAAAACAUCUGCCAUUUUGUCUUCUACAUCAACAGGCAUGUUUGUUGUAUUUCAUGGAACGUUGGUAUCGUUGGUGUUAAUUUUCCAGUUAUUUACGGAAACUGCUGGAGCCGACCUGUGGUUUGGCAGCAACCAACAGUUUUUGUGUCGAUGUACCGACAACAAUUGUUUACCUGAUGGAACUUGUGCUGAUGGUGCCAGUUGUUUAAGUGAAUGGUUUGGUCCGUCUUGUCAAUAUCAGAAUCUGGCCACAGUUUACACAGUACAAACGUCACCAUAUAAUGCUUUAUUAAGUGUGACAGAUGACAGCCAAUGUAACGUAAAAUCUGGCAACACAAACUUUGAAGUGACUUGGAACGUUUCGAAUCCCUUCACAUUUCUUUGGUUACGUUUUUACCCAAAAGAAAACAAAACCACUCAAGAGGUUUCAAUCCGAAUUAAUAAUGGAAACGUGGAACCACUGCAAGUUUUUACAAUAAGCAACACGACAAUUGAAAUACGCAGUCCGAAUAUUUCUAUGAUAAGAAGUAUAAAUAUAACAAAUCUUCAAGAUUUAUGUUCUCUGUAUGUUAACGGGGGUCGAAAUAUAGCACUAAAACAAACUGCUACACAAGAUAGCUAUUUUAGUGGAUCACAACCAAGCAACGCUGUAGAUGGUAACAGAAAUCCUGACUGGUAUGGUGGCUCAUGCAUCCACAGUGCUGGAACAUAUGAGUACCACUACUGGACGGUACGGUUUGACAAAGAAUAUUUAGUCAACAGAUAUGUCUUGUACAGCAGAUAUAACGUACUAUCUAACAGCCCAUAUAAUGCUUGCUGCUUGGAUCGUCUUCAACACUUCAACUUGGUAAGCAGGGAUGUCAGUGGUCAAACAGUUCUAACUUACACAGAAAAUGGAACUUUACAACAGUUAACUUAUACUGUAGCAUCUGAUAAACUCAAGGUGUCCAGUGUUACAGUAUCGCAGGCUAAUAACAUUCUCAACUUUUGUGAAUUUGAAGCUUAUGGAGAUUGGAUCUGCCCACCCGGCAAAUUUGGCCUAGAAUGUAACAAAGACUGUCGAUGUAGAAAUGACGUGCCCUGCUUCACAGACACAGGAACUUGUUCUUCAGGAUGUGCUGCAGGUUAUACAGGGAUGGGAUGUCUCACACCAUGUAGUCCAGGAACAUGGGACGUAGACUGUGCUAACACCUGCAGCAUUAACUGUCUAGAUAUGACGUCAUGUGACUCUAUAACAGGGGCCUGCGUUGGGGGAUGUGUGGCUGGGUUUAAAACACCUACAUGUAUCCGAGGUUGUGAUCCUGGAACAUGGGGUAUCAACUGUUCCAUGUCGUGUAGUCCACAUUGUGGGGGAGAUAAAUCUUGUGACCCAGUAAAUGGUACAUGUAUCAAUGGUUGUGAUGAGGGGUAUACAGGAGUACAGUGUGAUCUAGAAUGUGCUCGUGGAUUAUGGGGUAAAAACUGCCAGAACAACUGCAGUAGACACUGUGUACACUCUUCGCUUUGUGAUAUUAAGAACGGUGCAUGUUACGGUGGAUGUGUUGAUGGUUAUGUACAGCCAACAUGUGAACAAGCCUGUGGUUUUGGAACAUGGGGAAUCAACUGUUCCAUGUCGUGUAGUUCACAUUGUGGGGGAGAUAAAUCUUGUGACCCAGUAAAUGGUACAUGCAACAGAGGUUGUGGUGAUGGUUUUGAGGGACUGACAUGUAAUGAAGCAUGUUCACAAGGAAGAUGGGGCAAAAAUUGCCAGUAUUACUGCAGUAGACAUUGUGUAGAUGUCGAGGUUUGCAAUGCUACAAGCGGCGCAUGUGCUGGUGGUUGUGUUGAUGGUUACCUGCUGCCAACAUGUCAACAAGCCAUUGUAGCAAAACAGCAGGAUGACGCGAAUCAGGAUAUAAAUCUAGCUGCAAUAAUAGCACCCAUCGUUGCUGGUGUUAUAGUCAUCGUUAUAGUUAUACUUGGUGUUAUCUUAUGGAGAAGAAGAAAAUCCAAACACCGUCCUGCAGAUGAAAAUCCUUAUGUCAAUGAUGUAACACACCCGGCUACAGCAGCUACACAUGAAGAGUUUUCAGACUCCCAAGUACCACAAUAUCCAGUACCACCACCUAAACAAGCAGUUGACAAAACGAAUCAGACAAAAUCUCAACACAAAUCAAACAACAACAACGAGUAUCAGAACACAGUGCCGCUUGAAGCAGACACGUCUAUACCCUUAGAGAAUCUACACACCUUCCUCCAAACACACAGCAGCACAUUCUUUCAGGAACAGUUCAAGAAUAUUCCAGUGCCUGAAAAUGUGUCUACCUCAGUCGGACAAAGUGAAUUAAAUAAAAACAAAAACAGAUUUAAGAAUAUCUGUGCAUACGACCACUCUAGAGUACAUCUUGAGAUCAACCUGGAUGAGAACGAGGGAGAUUACAUCAACGCUUCAUAUGUUGACGGUUACAAAAGUGAUGAAAAAUUUAUUGCAUCUCAAGGACCAAACAAAGUUAUCCUCAAUGAUUUUAUUCGCAUGUUGUGGGAGCAGAAGACGGAUAAGUUGGUCAUGUUAACAAAUCUCAUGGAGGAUGGAAAGAUGAAAUGUGAGAGGUACUGGCCAGAAGAAGACGACUUACAGUUCGGCAACAUCACAGUAACACUAACAACAACAGAGGUGUUUGCUGACUACACUAUCAGAAAACUUAAACUUCAGCAGAAAGGUCAGCCGCCCCACCCUCUCACACAGUUCCACUUCACGUCCUGGCCAGACCAGGGCGUGCCCUUGACCCCAUGGGCACUUGUGGACUUUGAACAGAUCGUCUCAGCUGAGAAAACCACCAAACCCAUCGUUGUCCACUGCAGUGCUGGAGUGGGACGUACUGGAACCUUCAUAGCUCUACGUCACGCGAUGAGAGAAGCUGAGGACACUGGACGAAUGGAUUUCUUUAAAACUUUAAUCAAACUCAGACAGGCCAGAGUCUUGAUGAUACAGACUGCUGAACAGUACGAAUUCCUACACAGGGCAGCAAACGUAGCCAUGCUCUGUAUCGGAACAACUGUGACGUCUCGCGACAUUACAGAGAGAAUCAAGUUUUUAAAAACCAACGUUCUCUCUGGUAGGACCUUGAUGGAGAAAGAAUUUCAGACUGUAUGCAGACUCUGUGAACACUUGGUCACAACAAAAGAUGAAACUACAGACAAAAAUGGAGUGUAUCAAAAUGCAGAAAUCUUGGAGAGUAAAAAUAGAAACACCUCCAUCUUACCAAACAACACAUACAGAGCUCGCAUAUCCCGAGGGUCUACAGAUAUGGAUGACUACAUUAAUGCAGUACUAGUGCCGAGUUUCCGCAAGAAAAACCAUCAAAUACUGACCCAGUUACCCCUCCCCUCUACAGUUGUUGACUUUUAUCGUCUGGUCGUUCAGUACAAGGUGGCUGUCGUGUUGGCACUACACGGAGAGUCUUCAGCGCACACGGAUGUAGGUCACUAUCUACCAGACAACCCCACAGAGCCCCUACAUUGCUCUCCAUUUGAAGUUACGGUAGGGCCCGCUACUGCUGAUAAUGUUUGUCAACAACAAACGGUAACAGUGCAAGCAAUGGACAGACAAUCCAACAGUGAACUUGACAGGGCGCACACUUUCACUCACUUAAAGACGACACUAGCAGCUUUCGAUGUUAAGAAACUGCUCAAGAUCACCAAGAAAGUUCAGUCCCAUUCAGCUAACUCAGAUGGUCGUGUCCUGUAUAUGUGCAGCGACGGCGCCCACCUGAGCGGUCUUCUCUGUGUACUCACGCUCUUGCUGGACAGGAUGGACCACGACAGGUGUUUGACCGUCCCUCUGGUUGUAGGCAGUGUCAAGGUCAUUCGGCCACAGGUCAUUUCAUCGCUGACCCAGUAUCAGCUAUUGUAUGAGGUUUUAGAGAGGUACAACGACACCACAUCCACCUACAGCAACUUUGGCGUGGCCAGCCAGUUGAGUGUCCGUGCUGAUGACGUCACUAUUUAUGAGAACAACACAAGUAUAUAAAUAUAUUCAUGCUGGGGUGUUGGCGUGAAUACUGUAUUGACAAAAGUGAUGUUAUGAUAGUCGCAAUAAUAUAAAUACUGCCUUCACAAAAGUGCUGUUAUGGUAUGGAUGCUGUACUUACAUGAGUAUUGUCGUGACAAGGAUGCUGUCCGGAUAUAAUUCAUUUCUAGCGAUUAACAGACUCAUAGUUUACACUAGAACAGAUAUAACUAUAAAAAGGUUAAAACCUAACACCCUACUCCAUUCAAGUCAAUAAUGACAAAAAAGAUACAAACUAUAAAACAAUAAAAAUUGAUCAACGUUUUAGCCUGAUCUGAUCUAUAUUUGUUUGGCUUCCUACACGGAAAUUGUAUUUACUUGUAUUUACUUUCUAUUCUUAAAUCUGGCUUUGUUUGCUUGUUUGGAUGACUUGUCUCAGCUGUUGUACAUUUAUCUUGUUUUUAUCUUGUGAUAGAAUGUAAAAUUUAAAUUAUGUAAAUAUCAUCUAAAGAAGAAUGCCAUAUAUGACAAUUGUGAUAUUUGUUAAUGUCUUUUUACGGUGAAAACAUUUAAAAUUUUAUAUUUUAGUCGAGCUGCUAUUUAUUUUGUGGAUAUAUUAAAAACACAU
Physella acuta is the source of this 4793-nucleotide messenger RNA. Its product is annotated as receptor-type tyrosine-protein phosphatase T-like. Gene Ontology annotation, biological process: protein dephosphorylation; motor neuron axon guidance. The record is from RefSeq and is a predicted model, not a curated record. Gene Ontology annotation, molecular function: protein tyrosine phosphatase activity. NCBI's taxonomy places the organism in Eukaryota, Metazoa, Mollusca, Gastropoda, Physidae.